This is a messenger RNA of Perca fluviatilis (European perch), 678 nucleotides long. Its product is annotated as transcription factor COE3-like. Gene Ontology annotation, molecular function: RNA polymerase II cis-regulatory region sequence-specific DNA binding; DNA-binding transcription factor activity, RNA polymerase II-specific. The record is from RefSeq and is a predicted model, not a curated record. NCBI's taxonomy places the organism in Eukaryota, Metazoa, Chordata, Actinopteri, Perciformes, Percidae. Gene Ontology annotation, biological process: regulation of transcription by RNA polymerase II. The coding region runs from base 56 to 460 and encodes 134 amino acids. The transcript has 4 exons.
CUCUCAGGAGGUGCUGUUGAAGCGAGCAGCCGACCUGGUUGAGGCUCUCUAUGGGAUGCCCCACAACAAUCAGGAGAUCAUCCUGAAGCGAGCGGCCGACCUCACCGAGGCGCUCUACAGCGUCCCCCGCAGCCACAACCAGCUGCCGUCCCUCACCGGCUCUGCCGCGCACUCGGGGAUGAUGGGAGUCAACUCGUUCAGCAGCCAGCUCGCCGUCAACAUCUCCGAGGCCUCGCAGGCCGACCAGGGUUACUCCCGUAACUCGAACAGCGUGUCUCCUCGCGGCUACGUGCCGACCUCCACGCCUCAGCAGUCCAACUACAACACCAUCACGUCCACCAUGAACGGAUACGGAGCCGGGAUGACCAACCUGGGCGUGCCCGGGUCCCCCAGCUUCCUCAACGGCUCCACCAACUCUGCUUACGCAACGAUGGCCGGUCUCAUCGUGCCGCCCAUGUGAUGACCCAAUCAGACCCCCCUGUUCCCCCCUUCCUCUGGCCCCGCCCACCUGAAACGCCACAACAACAACAACAACAACAACAACAACAACAGCAGCAGCAGCGUAAAAUCCUUCCCAUCAUGCCCCGGGACCGACCCAUAAUCCAUCAAAACCACGGACUCUCCAUCCAUUCGUGCUCCCCUCUGAAGGGGGUCAAAGGUCAAAAGGUCAGCGGUGGA